This is a messenger RNA of Parnassius apollo (apollo), 2232 nucleotides long. NCBI's taxonomy places the organism in Eukaryota, Metazoa, Arthropoda, Insecta, Lepidoptera, Papilionidae. The record is from the annotation of a GenBank genome assembly.
UUGCGCUCUACUGCACACGUGCUGCACCCGCACCUCGUGCGGUACUACGGCUGCGAGCUGCACCGCGUGCGUUGCACACACAUUGUACUCUACUGCACACGUGCUGCACCCGCACCUCGUGCGGUACUACGGCUGCGAGCUGCACCGCGUGCGUUGCACACACAUUGUACUCUACUGCACACGUGCUGCACCUGCACCUCGUGCGGUACUACGGCUGCGAGCUGCACCGCGUGCGUUGCACACACAUUGCACUCUACUGCACACGUGCUGCACCCGCACCUCGUGCGGUACUACGGCUGCGAGCUGCACCGCGUGCGUUGCACACACAUUGCACUCUACUGCACACGUGCUGCACCCGCACCUCGUGCGGUACUACGGCUGCGAGCUGCACCGCGUGCGUUGCACACACAUUGUACACUGCUGCACACGUGCUGCACCCGCACCUCGUGCGGUACUACGGCUGCGAGCUGCACCGCGUGCGUUGCACACACAUUGUACACUGCUGCACACGUGCUGCACCCGCACCUCGUGCGGUACUACGGCUGCGAGCUGCACCGCGUGCGUUGCACACACAUUGUACACUGCUGCACACGUGCUGCACCCGCACCUCGUGCGGUACUACGGCUGCGAGCUGCACCGCGUGCGUUGCACACACAUUGCACUCUACUGCACACGUGCUGCACCCGCACCUCGUGCGGUACUACGGCUGCGAGCUGCACCGCGUGCGUUGCACACACAUUGUACACUGCUGCACACGUGCUGCACCCGCACCUCGUGCGGUACUACGGCUGCGAGCUGCACCGCGUGCGUAGCACACACAUUGUACACUGCUGCACACGUGCUGCACCCGCACCUCGUGCGGUACUACGGCUGCGAGCUGCACCGCGUGCGUUGCACACACAUUGUACACUGCUGCACACGUGCUGCACCCGCACCUCGUGCGGUACUACGGCUGCGAGCUGCACCGCGUGCGUUGCACACACAUUGCACUCUACUGCACACGUGCUGCACCCGCACCUCGUGCGGUACUACGGCUGCGAGCUGCACCGCGUGCGUUGCACACACAUUGCACUCUACUGCACACGUGCUGCACCCGCACCUCGUGCGGUACUACGGCUGCGAGCUGCACCGCGUGCGUUGCACACACAUUGUACACUGCUGCACACGUGCUGCACCCGCACCUCGUGCGGUACAACGGCUGCGAGCUGCACCGCGUGCGUUGCACACACAUUGCACUCUACUGCACACGUGCUGCACCCGCACCUCGUGCGGUACUACGGCUGCGAGCUGCACCGCGUGCGUUGCACACACAUUGCACUCUACUGCACACGUGCUGCACCCGCACCUCGUGCGGUACUACGGCUGCGAGCUGCACCGCGUGCGUUGCAACACAUUGCACAUUCUACUGCACACGUGCUGCACCCGCACCUCGUGCGGUACUACGGCUGCGAGCUGCACCGCGUGCGUUGCACACACAUUGUACUCUACUGCACACGUGCUGCACCCGCACCUCGUGCGGUACUACGGCUGCGAGCUGCACCGCGUGCGUUGCACACACAUUGCACUCUGCUGCACACGUGCUGCAUCCGCACCUCGUGCGGUACUACGGCUGAGGAGAUGCUGCUGUUUAUGGAGCUGUGCGUUGAAGGUUCCCUGGAGGCACUGCUGGGUGCUUCUGGUGCACUGGACGAGCCGGCCGUGCGCCGUUACACCAAGCAGCUCCUCAGCGCUGUACAAGAGCUGCACUCUAGAGGCAUCGCGCAUCGCGACAUUAAGAGUGGCAACAUCUUUCUUACAAACGAGGGUCACUGUCUAAAGCUCGGUGACUUCGGGUGCGCUGUGAAGAUCCGUAGCAAUUCAACCGUGCCCGGUGAGCUGCAGGGCUUCGUCGGCACGCAGGCGUACAUGGCGCCCGAGGUGUUCAUGAAGUCGUCGGGGCACGGGCGCGGCGCCGACAUCUGGUCGCUGGGCUGCGUCGUCGCCGAGAUGGCGUCCGGCAAGCGUCCGUUUUCCGAGUACGACAGCAACUAUCAGAUCAUGUUCGUGGUGGGCAUGGGUGGACGGCCGGAAAUCCCCGCGAGCCUGUCGGAGGAGGGGCAGGAGUUCUGCCGGCGCUGCCUCACGCACGACCCCGAACUGAGACCGCGAGCGCACGACCUGGCGCUACAUCACUUCCUCAUGCUAAAGUCAGACGAAGACUGCAAGUGCGAGCCGGCGUAUCUCAUCACAUGA